AUGUUUGUCCUCACCGCUGAAGACAUGUUUGUCCUCACUGCUGACGACAUGUUUGUCCUCACUGCUGACGACAUGUUGGUCCUCACUGCUUAUCCGUGCACUUGUUCUGAAGCUAACGGACACGAUGCUGCAGAGUCCCCACAGAUCAUGGAGGCCGAGAGGUUAAAUCCUCCCAGUCCUCCCAGUCCUGACAGUUCCCCCAGUCCUCCCAGUCCUCCCAGUUCUCCCAGUCCUCCCAGUCCUCCCAGUUCCCCCAGUCCUGACAGUUACCCCAGUCCUGACAGUUCCCCCAGUCCUCCCAGUCCUCCCAGUUCUCCCAGUCCUCCCAGUCCUCCCAGUUCCCCCAGUCCUCCCAGUGGUGUUCAGGUGGAGUUCAGGAGGAGUUCAUGUGGAGUUCAGGUGGAGUUCAGGUGGACUUCAUGUGGUCUUCAGGUGGAGUUCAGGUGGAGUUCAGGUGGUGUUCAGGUGGAGUUCAGGUGGUGUUCAGGUGGAGUUCAUGUGGAGUUCAGGUGGUGUUCAGGUGGAGUUCAUGUGGACUUCAUGUGGUGUUCAGGUAGAGUUCAGGUGGUGUUCAGGUGGUGUUCAGGUGGAGUUCGUGUGGAGUUAAGGUGGUGUUCAGGGGGAGUUCAGGUGGAGUUCAGGUGGAGUUCAGGUGGUGUUCAUGUGGUGUUCAGGUGGUGUUCAGGUGGAGUUCGUGUGGAGUUCAGGUGGUGUUCAGGUGGUGUUCAGGUGGAGUUCAUGUGGAGUUCAGGUGGUGUUCAGGGGGAGUUCAUGUGGACUUCAUGUGGUGUUCAGGUAGAGUUCAGGUGGAGUUCAUGUGGUGUUCAGGUGGUGUUCAGGUGGAGUUCGUGUAGAGUUCAGGUGGUGUUCAGGGGGAGUUCAGGUGGAGUUCAGGUGGAGUUCAGGUGGUGUUCAGGUGGUGUUCAGGUGGAGUUCAGGUGGAGUUCAGGUGGUGUUCAGGUGGUGUUCAGGUGGAGUUCAGGUGGUGUUCAGGUGGAGUUCAGGUGGUGUUCAUGUGGAGUUCAGGUGGAGUUCAGGUGGUGUUCAGGUGGUGUUCAGGUGGAGUUCGUGUGGAGUUCAGGUGUAGUUCAGGUGGAGUUCAUGUGGUGUUCAGGUGGUGUUCAGGUGGAGUUCGUGUGGUGUUCAGGUGGUGUUCAGGUGGAGUUCAGGUGGUGUUCAGGUGGAGUUCAGGUGGUGUUCAUGUGGUGUUCAUGUGGUGUUCAGGUGGUGUUCAUGUGGUGUUCAGGUGGAGUUCAGGAGGAGUUCAUGUGGAGUUCAGGUGGUGUUCAGGUGGAGUUCAGGUGGUGUUCAUAUGGCGCUCAGGUGGAGAUCAUGUGGUGUUCAUGUGGUGUUCAGGUGGACUUCAUGUGGUGUUCAGGUGGUGUUCAUGUGGUGUUCAUGUGGUGUUCAGGUGGUGUUCAGGUGGAGUUCAGGAGGAGUUCAUGUGGAGUUCAGGUGGAGUUCAGGUGGACUUCAUGUGGUCUUCAGGUGGAGUUCAGGUGGAGUUCAUGUGGAGUUCAGGUGGUGUUCAGGUAGAGUUCAGGUGGAGUUCAUGUGGUGUUCAGGUGGUGUUCAGGUGGAGUUCGUGUGGAGUUCAGGUGGUGUUCAGGUGGAGUUCAGGUGGUGUUCAGUUGGA
Messenger RNA from Epinephelus moara (kelp grouper), 1636 nucleotides. RefSeq lists its product as uncharacterized. The record is from RefSeq and is a predicted model, not a curated record. The transcript has 7 exons. Bases 1 to 1536 code for a protein of 511 amino acids. NCBI's taxonomy places the organism in Eukaryota, Metazoa, Chordata, Actinopteri, Perciformes, Serranidae.